AUGGAACCUUUCGAUCGAUUUGAGCUCUCAGAGCUUGAUCAGAUAAUGCCUCGGGUCUACGUUCGGUGGCUUCUAUGUAUCCCAAUCUCCCAAACUUCGCCGUCCAAACCGGAGAUUGUCGAAAAUCUAACAGUCGCGAUCAAAGAAACACUGACGAGGCUACCGAUUCUCCAAGGUAUUCUUGUUCCAAAAGCCUUGGAUCCGAGCCGGCUCGAAGUUCAUGUCCCAAAAGAAAGACCCGACUUUGAUUUGCGAGUGCAGCAUCACACUGACGAUACUGACGACACACUGCCGACACAUGAGAGUCUCAAGGAGGCUGAGUUUCCAACAUCUUCACUGCCAGACGCAAUCUUAACACCUCCUGAGAAAAGUCCUCCACCAGUGUUUGACAUGAUGGCAACGUUCAUCAGAGGCGGACUACUUCUCUGCAUUAAGUGCCAUCAUGCAGUCGUUGACGGAGGAGGGAUGGGACUCGUCAUCAAAUUUCUGGCCCAGAAUUGUUUCGCUGUAUUUGGCAAUGAAAGUCGAGCGACUAUUAAUCCACCCUCUAUCGACCGGUCUAUUCUACCUCCGGGAAAGCGAUCGGACCUAACCGUAGAAAACGGAUUCCGUAUCGUAGACCACGAGGGCACUGCCCAGAAAACAAACGAGUACGAACCUAUGACCUCGCAUACUUUCAAAUUCAAACCAGAGGCCCUCCAAAGGCUGAAAUUAUUAUGUACUGCAGAGACCGAGUUUAUCAGCACUCAGGAUGCACUGACAGCACUACUUUACGGAUCUGUGUCCUACGCUCGAGGUCUUCGCCUUACAAAGCACUCAACCAAAAGCGCUAGCCUUCCGUCUGUGAUGGGCAUUGCCGUGGACGGACGAGGGAAGCUCCAUCCUCCUUUAGUGAAUUAUGCUGGAAAUCUGACCAUAUAUGCAACAUACUCUAGUCCAAUUUUGCUCCCUGUUCAGGCUAUUCCAAGGAAUUCAUUCGAGAAUUUCGAGUUCCUUUCACAACGUCUCAGACUGCCCUCGCUGGCCUGGCAAACACGAAAAGCAAUUACUGGUGUGACCCAGGACUACGUUGAAUCUGUGAUAUCUGUAGCAAAGUCACUUGAAGAUAUUUCCAGACUCCAACCCACAUUUGCCAAUUUCUACCAAGGCACAGAUUUCUUCAUCACCAGUGGAGCAGACUUCCCAGUCUUCGAGCAGGAAUGGUGGCAAGGCGGGAAGAUUGAAGCUAUGAGAAUUCCGUUCAAAGGACACUGGGAUGGGUCAUGUGCAGUACUUGCUACUGAGAACAGAAAGAAAGGCUUGGACGUCAUGCUUGGCUUGAGAGAAGAUGACAUGGCGGUCGUGCAGGAUAUCCUGCUUGCAUUCGGAGCUCAAAUCGUCUAA
Cadophora gregata is the source of this 1383-nucleotide messenger RNA. RefSeq lists its product as uncharacterized. Lineage: Eukaryota; Fungi; Ascomycota; Leotiomycetes; Helotiales; Ploettnerulaceae. Gene Ontology annotation, molecular function: acyltransferase activity, transferring groups other than amino-acyl groups. The record is from RefSeq and is a predicted model, not a curated record. Bases 1 to 1383 code for a protein of 460 amino acids. The transcript has a single exon.